Molecule: messenger RNA, 1725 nt
Organism: Knipowitschia caucasica
Lineage: Eukaryota; Metazoa; Chordata; Actinopteri; Gobiiformes; Gobiidae
Source: the annotation of a GenBank genome assembly
AUGGAAGACACAGAGACAGAGCUGCCACAGAGUGACCGUGCCAGACUGUUCUGGGCCACUCAGGACCUGGACUCGGUCUUCUCUGAGAUCCAGCUACAGGUGAGGGAGCUGCAGGGCCGGCUGAAGGAGGAGCCCUGUGAUAAAGACCUGGUGCAGAGCCUGAAGCUGCUCGAGGCGUUUGAUUGGCCCACAGUGAGCCCACCCUCUGUGGUGCAGGUGGUGAUUGGCUCAGAUGCCGCUCCCCCCUCCGCUCCUGCAGCACUCCCAGUGUACGAGGAGCACUACUGCAGCCAGUCCUGUGUGCCUCCGUUACCCUUGGUGCCUCAGUCUCAGCUUUGGACGUCCAAUCCUCUGAAGAUUCCUUUGAUCUACGGUUUUACCCGCUGCGACCAAUCAGAGAAGGAGCAAAGGGACCAAACACAAAGCAGCGUGGUUUACAGGGCGCCGUGUGGGCUCCGCCUCCUCGACCCUGAGGCCGUCAUGGACUUCCUGUUACAGACGCAGAGCUUCCAUCUGAUACAGGUGGAUAUGUUCUCCUUCAGUUCCAGUGUGUUUGUGGAGUCCCUGAGUCCUGGUCUGGGACAGCGCCCCCCUGUGUUCAGAUAUCGGCAUGAGCGCUGGCCGCGUGGCUGCUUUCUUACACGCUCUCCUCAGCUGUUCCACACAUACUGCACCUGCAGGGGGCGCUGUGGGGCAUCUGUAGAGGACUGCCCCUGUGGUCAGCUCACUGUGGGCUCCUCCUACACACACCAGCGUCUGUUAGAGCCCAACCCCAGCGGGAUCUUUGAGUGUGGUCCUUGGUGCGGCUGUGAUCCGGGUCUGUGUCAGAACCGUGUGGUCCAACGAGGUCUGCGGGUCCGACUGCAGGUCUACAGGACUGAACCAGGUCCAGAGUCUGGUCUAGAUCCGAAAGCAGACCCAAAUCCCGAGAAGGGACCAGAACAGGGUCUAGACCAGAAGCUCGCCCAAAGUCCAGAGCUGAGUCAAGACCUGAGUGGAGACCAGAAACCAGACUCAGCCCCAGACCCAGACCAGGGACCCAGACCAGAGCGAGGCUGGGGGGUCCGCUGUAAGGACGACCUGGACCAGGGAACCUUCAUCUGUGUGUAUGCUGGUGUGGUUCUACAGAAGAGUGACAGACUGGUCGAAGCUCCGCCCCUGAAGCAUGAUGGACAGCUGGAGGCCCCGCCCCUGAAGCAGAGGAGGGCAGAACUUGCAUCAGAUGACGAAGUGCAGCUUGUCACUGAGUGGCUGCCUUCAACCACGCCCACUUCUGACACCGCGCAUGUGCCAGUGAUCCAGAGAGGAAGUGAUGUCACAGCUCAGACGGCGCUCCCACAUGGACACACAGAAUCACAGCAGGUCUCAGUGAACGGGACAAAACGCAGUCUGCACCAGGACAUGAACAGGACUAAGGACCUUUACCUCAUCGAUGCCAGUAAGGAAGGAAACGUGAGCCGCUUCUUCAAUCACUCCUGUGACCCAACGCUCUUCGUACAAAACGUGUUCACGGAUUCACAUGAUAAGAAGUUUCCAAACAUUGCCUUCUUCACCAAGAGAUGCCUCAAAGCAGGAACAGAACUCACCUGGGACUAUAAUGCCGCCCCCUCACAGGAAGAGACUGCUACAAAAAAGGAAGUGGAGUCUGGGAUCCAGGAAGUGCUGUGUGUUUGCAACAGCGCUGCGUGUCGGCAGAAGUUCUACAUCAGGAGCGCUGAAAUAUAA